Molecule: messenger RNA, 1482 nt
Organism: Penicillium daleae
Lineage: Eukaryota; Fungi; Ascomycota; Eurotiomycetes; Eurotiales; Aspergillaceae
Gene: pdeA
Product: 3',5'-cyclic-nucleotide phosphodiesterase PDE1
Exons: 3
Coding region: 1-1482 (493 amino acids)
Biological process (GO): negative regulation of glucose mediated signaling pathway; cGMP catabolic process; cAMP catabolic process
Molecular function (GO): 3',5'-cyclic-AMP phosphodiesterase activity; 3',5'-cyclic-GMP phosphodiesterase activity
Source: RefSeq, a predicted model, not a curated record
AUGGCAGAAACAGAAACCCCUGCGUUCCAAAUCAUUGUCCUGGGCCCCAAUGGCGGUCCCCGAGAAGACAGCGUGACUGGCGUUCUUGUGCGAUCAACAUCCAUGAAUUGGUCCCCCGGUUCACUAGUGGCCGUAGAUGCGGGGACACUGCUUGCGGGGAUCAUUCGCAUACUGAAGCUCUUCCUACCGGAUUCCAAAGAUGAGGAGGGAUUCAUGACAGCUGGGCCUUUUAAAGGUCUACAUCUGCCCGCCCAAAGCGCAGAAGCCAAUGCUGCACAUAUUUUCCGGGAGAUCAUCGGCGCCGUCUUGAUCACACACCCUCAUCUGGACCACAUCUCGGGUUUGGCGAUCAACACGCCGAUCUUGGAGGCGGGAAGUGGACCCAAACCUGUUGCGGCUCUGCCAUCAGUCCUAUCUGCAAUCAAAAACCACAUGUUCAACGACAUUAUCUGGCCAAAUCUGUCAGAUGAGGAUGGUGGUGCUGGGUUACUCACGUACCAACGAUUGGUAGAGGGUGGAAACACUAGGUUCGGCAGCGGUGAGAGCAGGGGUUACGUUCGUGCUUGCAACGGCAUCUUGACCAAGUGUCUCGCUGUCAGUCAUGGUCGUUGCAAGCAGCGAUAUCAUCCCGAGUCCGCUACACAUCAUAGGAUUGGCAGCGCUGUAUUUCCAUCGGAGCAAUUCAUGCUACCGUCGCGGGCGGUUUCUAUGGAUCAUACUGAUGCAAGUUUCUACUCCCCAGCUCGAUCACCACGCCUACUCCCGGCCAAUUCCAAAGAACCUAUUAUGGCCACAGUUGAAAGCUCUGCAUUCUUCCUCCGCGACCACCGCACUGGUAAAGAGAUUAUCAUAUUCGGAGAUCUCGAGCCGGACACGAUCUCCCUCGAACCACGCAACAAACGCGUGUGGGAGACUGCUGCUCCUAAAAUUCACGCAGGCACCCUGCGGGCCAUUUUCAUUGAAUGCUCCUUCACUGAUAGUAUCGAUGAUGCGUAUCUCUAUGGUCACCUAUGCCCUCGACACAUGGUAGCCGAACUAAGUGCACUCGCCUCAACGGUGAUGGCACUUCGUGAGCCAGGACCGCUGCCCGACAAAAAGCGCAAACGACCCAAUACCGGCUUUGGCGACGGUACAGGCAGCCCAGUCAGUCCGCGAACCAAGCGGGGCUCCAACCCGCCGAGCGAGAAAGACCAAAAACUGGAACCUCGCUCGGGGGAUUUUUCCGUCCCAGAUCUGUCUGACAGCUUUGCUGAUGGUACCGAUAGUAAGGAUGUCGAUGUGUCUAAUAUCGCAAGCUGGGCGGAUGCUGAUCCCUUGCCGCUGACUGGUCUGUCUGUUUACAUUAUUCAUAUCAAGGAGAAUCUUACCGAUGGACCAUCCCCCGAGGAACAAAUUCUUAGAGAACUUCAGGCGCAUGCCAAGGAGGCGCAUCUGGGUUGUGAAUUCUUCCUUCCAGACCCGACUGAGGGGAUCUGGGUUUGA